UUUGUUUGGUGAAGUGUUUGAUUUUUUUUCCUUUGAUGAUGGUGUAAUAAAUGAAGGGAAAAGCUCCAUCCAGAGAAACCCAGUACAGUAUUUUAAUCAAGCAAAUAAAGAAGGAAAGCACUCUAAUACCACUACAUAACUUAUGCAGUGCAGCAGAAACAUCCACAGUGAUGCACUGGGAAUUCUUCAACAAAUUCACGUUGGUGACAUAUUAAAAAUUCUUUUUGCAUUCACGUGGAAAGCGCUCAUGUGAACAAUUUGGGAAUCCCUGGAGAACACAGUAUAUUGGCAAUGUGUUGGUUCAUCUUUUCAAAUUUGGGGCUUAUAAGUGCCUCCUGUAUCAGAACAUUCUAUAAAUUCCUGGCAGCAAGGAUUUCCUCCUUUGGAGAGGGCUCGGUGGUCAGUGGUCCCAUUAUUGAAAAGUAGUGUUCUAGACUUCUGAUGUUUGUAAAUUCCACUUUGAUUAAAUUACUUAAAACUAAAUUCCUUUACUGUAAUAGAGUUUGGUUUUUCCUUAUCUCCUGUGCAGAGGUGUCAUUUGAUGUCUCUGCAUGUAUGUGUAUUUCUCUCAAGGGUAGAUGGAAGAUCACUAGGUGCUAUUCUAAACUGAAGCUUAUGUUUUAUAAAAUUAUAUUUGCUCAGCCAUUAGAGCUGUGAAAUUUAUUCAUAAAGUGUUACUGUGCUGCUAUUGUCUCAUUCAUGCAGAGCAUGCUUUAAUCCAAAUGAUGGCACUGCAUAAGUACAGUUGGGCAAGGUUAUAUUGAGAUAUUUUUUGAUUUUUUUAACAGCACUUAGUUCAUUUUUAACUUGAAGAAAAUUAUUUUCCUGAUUUUUUUUUAAAUUUGAAAUGAAAAUUGUUUGUAUUCCCAGACAUGUGAUUUUGCUAAUGAUGUCCCAACACAAGGCAUUGAUUCAGGAGGAAUUCUACUUGUUUCUAAAUGUCAGACUAAGAAACCAGAAAUGUCAAUUCAAUGGUCAUAGUUCUGCACCAUAGCAUCCUUAUUCUGCUCUAGAAAAUGUACAAAGAAUAUGAUGAUAGCAUGUGUGAGAUAACUCGUUCUUUUCCAGCUGAUUCUUGUAGCUCAACUAAUCAGUACAUUUUGGUCUAGACAAGAAACAUAAAUCAAUCUUUUCAGACUAUCUCACUUGCCAUGAAAAAAUACAGUCCCCCUGCUGUUAUGGCCUCCUUAUGUGCUGAAGUUACAACAGCAACUGGCAGCUUCAUGUCAAUUUUCAUCUCCCACUAAUGUUCUGUAUUUCACAGAGGAAAUGAGAAAUCCCCAAGGUGGUGAGUGUCCCCUUCCUUCAGAUGAUGAAUGGAAAGUGUCAAUACUGACAGGAAAUGCAGGAACUGAAGCAAGUGUUGCUCUUUGGAUAUAUGGAGACAAAGGAUUCACUGGACCAAUAACUCUUGGCAAGGACAACAGGAAGCAGCUGUUUUUUCCCAGGCAGGAAGAUGAAUUUCAGGUUAAAAUAAACAGCAUUGGGAAUAUCUACAAGAUAAGAAUUGAACUUGAUGAAUUACCAAAUGAACAACCUGAGUGGAACUUACAAAGGGUGAUACUGCAACAUCUAAAGAGCAAGAAAACACUGAAUUUUCCAUCAAACACAUGGUUAUCAAGGAAUCGUGAUGAUAGAGAAUUUCUGUGUGAACUUCCAGUAGUGGAAGCUGGAAAACCUAUCUAUCCAAUUGUUUUAUACCAUGUGUAUAUCCACACUGGUGACUUGGAGCAAGCUGAUACAGACUCUGCAGUUUAUUUGUGCAUCUAUGGAAAAAGAGGAGAUUCUGGUCUAAGACUUCUGCAUAAAACUGGUAUACCAGUGUCAUUUCAGAGAGGAAUGGUCAGUGUUUUUGAAGUGGAAGCUGUAUCUCUUGGGAAGCUGCAGAAGGUGCUGUUGCGCUGUGAGGCCACUACCAAGUCCCAGCAUUGGUACUGUGAUAAAGUAAUUGUCAGAGAAGCUGAGAACAACUCAGAAUAUGUUUUCAAUUGUGAAAGGUGGCUUCCAUUUGUGUCUCAAGGUAUAAUCCAUUCAGAAAUUGAGCUGUACCCUCAAGAGUUUGAAAAAAAUCAGCAGCCUGAAAUGCAAGAAGCAAAUGAAGGAGACUGGAAGAUAACUGUAGUCACUGGGGAUUUUGAAACAGCUGGCACGACAGCAACAGUAUUCCUUUAUGCUUAUGGAGAAAACAAAGCUUCUGGUCCUAUUAUUUUGGGAUCUGGGAAACAGCAGCUGUUUAAUCCCAACAGUGAAGAUACAUUUAAGAUUAAUCUCAGAGAUCUUGGGCAGCUUUAUAAAAUCCGCAUUGGCCAUGACAACACUGGAAAUGAUCCCAGCUGGUACCUGGAGGAAGUCAGACUUGAAAGAGUAGUCCCUUUUUCUUAUGAAGAGAUUUGUCUCCCCAUAGAGAGCUGGCUUUCCGAAGACAAGGGUGAAGGUGAUACGUGGAGAGAAGUGGCAAUAAGAAACCCUGCAGAGGAACUUUUGCCCUUGGUGGUGUAUGAGGUCCAUGUAUACACAGGUUCUAAACUUGGUGCUGAAACGGAUUCCAAUGUUUACAUCAACCUCAUUGGGACAAGAGGAGAUGCUGGCAAAAGGAAGCUCCAUAGAUCUAAGAAUAAUAAUGUUAAGUUUCGACAUGGACAGAUGGAUAUUUUCUGCAUAAAGGCUGUCUCACUGGGAGACUUGGAGAAAGUUCUGAUUAGCCAUGAUGGAGCUGGUCCAGGUAGUGGAUGGUUCCUGGAUAAGAUUGUCAUCAAACAUAAAGAAGGAGAGGAAGCUCAGGAGGUUGUAUUUCCUUGUAAUAGAUGGUUAGCUGAAUAUCAAGAUGAUGGGAAAACAGAGAGGGAGCUAACUGCCAACAAAUAUGGCAGUUUAAUGAAGACAUUCCUUAAAGCACAACGGUGGAGAGUGCAGGUUAAAACGGAUGGAGAUUCCCCAGAGCCACAGGAGUGUAGAAGGACCCUUGUGAUUUAUGGCUCAAAGGGCAAAAGUGAUGAGCUUCUGCUUUCUCCACAAACCCCAGGAUAUGUGUGUUUUCUCCCCAGAGCAACUGAUGAAUUCAUUAUUGAGACUGGAGAUCUGGGAGAUGUUUACAAGAUUCGAGUCAGCUGUGAUGAUGUGCCAGGCUUUAGGGGCUGGCAUCUGAAGUCUUUUCACUUACAAGAGUUGCAUACAAAACAAGAACUGAACUUUGAGUGUAACUGCUGGCUCGUUCUUAAGAGAGAAGAUAAGGAGUUGGUAAAAGAAUUCCCUGCAGUCACUGGGGACCAGAAAACUUUUCCAGUCUAUAAGUAUGUUGUUUCUGUACAUAUUGGCGACCGCUGGGGAGCAGAGACUUUUGCAAAUGUUUAUCUCACUCUCUAUGGCAAAAGAGGGGACACAGGUGUGAGGAAACUUCAGACAUCUUUAACAAAAGGAAGAAAAUUUCAAAGAAAUAAGGUAGAUUCAUUUUUGGUGGAAGCUGUUUCUCUGAGUCAAUUGCAAAAAGUGGUCAUAGGACAUGAUGGAGAAGGCUAUGGGGCAGGGAUGUACCUCAAGAUGGUGACAGUUAAGGAAUCACCAGAUUCAGAUAAAGAAUGGGUCUUUCCACUGUGGAACUGGCUUGAUACUCAUCUGGGUUUAUGUGAGACUGUUUGUGAGAUUGUAACAGUUGGUAGAAGGUCGACUCUCAGUCCUAAGCUGCCUGAAAUCAACACGAAGUCAUCAGGUUUCUGGAUAAUGGAUGUCACUGGAUCUGACUUGAGUGGUGAAGAGGAUCCAAUAUGCCUUUCUUUUAUCUUCUUCGGCAAAUUGAGUCACAAAAAGUUGCCACUUCAAGUCACAGGAAAAGCAAUUCAGAUUAAAGAUGAACUGGCAGAUAUUGGCUCUAUAUACAAAGUUCAGGUAACUGGCCCACACAGUGAGCUAAAACAGCCAUGGCACUUAGAUUUACUGCAUAUGAAGCACACAGGCACAAAGGAAGAGAUGUAUUUAGCUUUUGACUGCUGGUUCAACCCUAAGGAAGAUAAAUGUGUGGAGCUGCCAGCUCUCUAUGCAGAUCAGGAGCCUUUGCCUGUUGUGGAAUAUGAAAUCCAUUUGCACACGGGAGACUUGAAGAAGGCAGAUGCCACUGGAGAGGUUUAUCUUCGUAUACAAGGAGAAAAAAGUGACUCGGGGAAGCGCUGGCUUAACUCCAAAAACAGCCUGAUCACUUUUGCUAGAGGGCAGGUGGAUAUUUUCAAAAUCAAAGCUGUAUACCUGGGGAAAUUGAAUCAAGUUCAUGUCGGAUUUAAAAGUCUAAGAAAAGAUGGGUGGUUUUUGGAAAAAAUUGUUAUAAAAGAAGUCUUCUACCCUUUUUCUGCACAUGUUUUUUUUCACAAUGGCUGGAUCAAUAAACGCUCCAAGGAAGAUUUUGUAGAAGUCGCAAUUCUGCUCAAAGAAACAUCUAUGACAUCUCUUCCCAUGAAAAAUUUAGAUACAAAAAGUAGAGGACGAUGGCAAACAUGGGUGCAUUGCACACAAGUACCAGAAGACCUUCCUAACAUUCAAGUUGUUGCAUUUGGAAGAAAAGGGAAAUCUCCUGCACAGAAAGUUCAAAAUCUAAGUGAUACUCCCUUUUUGUUAACCAUUGGUGAUAUUGGGGAUAUAACAAAACUCUCUUUUGUGUUAUGUGGUCCAUCCUUGAGAAGAGGAAUUAAACUUCACAAGCUUCAGCUAAAAGACCUGGACACUAAACAAGAGUUGGGCUUUCACACUGAAGCCCCAUGUCUAUUUGGAGAAGAUGGAUCUGAGACUGUGACAGAGCUUGCUGCAGUCAGGCCAGACCAGCCACCACUGAGGGAAGUCCUUUACCUGAUCAAGGUCCAUACAGGAACACUGCCUGCAUCAGAAACCGAUGCAGAUGUAUUUAUCACAGUAUUUGGAGAGUGGGGAGACUCCUGCAAAAGGAGACUAGGGCGCUCGCAUUUUGAAAAAGGACAGGUUUGUAUCUUUGAAAUGAGAGCAGUAGACCUUGGACAGUUAAGCAAAGUGCUUGUUGAGCACCAUAAUGUGGGUUAUGGAGCCGGAUGGUACCUCGACCAAAUUGUCAUCCAUGAAUCAGGCAAGACUGAAGAACAAUAUGUAUUUCUUUGCCAGCAAUGGUUAGACAGUGGAGUUGGUGAUGCACAGAUGGAACGAACAUUGAAACUUCUUGGAAAAGUCAGGCACGGAAUGCUGACAGGAAAGAUUUAUGGGACUUGGGAUGUCCACGUCACAACUAGUGAUAUUUCUUCUAGUUCCAUGAACCCUAAAAUGUCUCUAACAGUAUGUGAUGAAAAAGGAACUUGUACUUCAGUCAUAUUCCCCAAAGGAUCUCUUAAAAAAGAGCAGAUUUACGAGGCUUCUAUUGAACUAACUAAGAAAUUUAAUACUAUAUUCAAAGUUCGCCUAGAAAUUGAAGAAGUUGAAGAAGGAGAGACUUGGCAUUGCCGUGAGGUAAAGCUUCAACACAGAGAAACUAAAAAUAUUCUAGAAUUCCCAUUUUCUCAUAACUUUGCUGAUGAAGAAGGAGGAAGAGUGGCUGAGCUUCCAGUUCUCAUGACUGGGUCUCCUUUUCCAGCAGUGAAAAUCUAUGUCCUCUACAUCACUACGGGAGCUAUCCCUGGCUCAGGAACAGAUGCAGAUGUGUCUGUCAUGCUGCAAGGCUCCUUGGGAGAUACUGGCAGAAGAAAGCUAAUUAGAAAAGGAGAUGAAAAUUUCUCUAAAGGAAAGGUGGAUAUUUUUCAAGUGGAGGCAGUAGAUAUUGGUAUUCUGCAAAGAAUGGUUGUUGAAAAAGGAAGAGGCUCUGACUGGCUUCUGGAGAAGAUUGUUGUAAAAGAGUCAGCAUCUUCAGGGACAGAAAUAUUGUUUAUGGCUCAAACAUGGCUUAAAGAUAGACGUGAUGGAAAAAGAUCUGCCUCAGUAACUCUGGAUGCCACAGAAGUUCAGGAGAGGAGGAGUACCUCUGCCUGGCCUUUAGGAAGAGAGCAAAUGAAUUCAGAAGGCAGAUGGAGGAUUUAUUUCACAAAGCAUCAAGAAGAAACAAAAUCUGAAUUUGAAAAAUUGUCAGAAAAUAUAUCCAAGAUGGUUAUGGUUUUUUAUGGAAGCAACGGCAAGUCAAAUCCAGUUUCCAUGGAAAACAAAGUGGAACAUCAGACUGAGAACCAAAUAACAUAUGAUAUACAUUUGCCAUCCAAUUUGGGAACGCUUUAUAAAGUGAGACUUGGUCUCCAGAGUUUGGAAAACAACAUAUCCCAGUUGUCUCUUCGUCACUUUAAAAUACAGAACAUAUCAACUCUGGACACCUUUAGUCUCACCAUAAAUAAAACACUUCCUCUUUCUUCUAAUGGAGACAGAUGGAUUGAAUUCCCUAUACAGUGGCCAUUAAAAGAAGCAUUUUCUGUGGUUACAUAUCAUCUAACAGUAUUUUCGAGAAAUAUUUUGAAUGAGAGAAAUUUACUGCAUAUGACUGCAUGUAUAUAUGGUACUCAUGGUGACACAGGGGACAGAUCCCUUCUCCAGUCAUUGCAGAAUGUACAACAGGGAGAGAAAAAUGAGUCAUUUCUAGUUAUCGUGGAUGCUGUUGACCUGGGAGAACUGGAAAAAAUUGUUCUUUUGAUCAGCAGUAAAACAGAUUGCAAACUGGGCAUUAAAAAAUUGCAUGUGCAAGAAGCUGUGAAGGAACAUCCUAUCUAUGUAUUUGAAGUGAAUGAAGAAUUUUCUGUGAAUGCAAAUAAGCCCAAAAUGCAGAGAGAAAUCCCAGCAUCUUUUGUUAUUAGAGGAGCGAAACAAAAGAAUGACAUAGAUAACAACUUGAAAAAAGAAGGAAGUCAAGUAAAAAGUUUGACAGAGUAUACUAUUAAAGUGUACACAGGUGACAAAAGGGGAGCAGGGACUGAUGCCAAUGUGCAUAUUAUUUUAUUUGGGAAUGAGGACAAAUCUGAGGUAUUUCAACUCUCUCAGUCACUGGAACAUCAAAACCCCUUUGAAAGAGGAAAGGUUGAUACAUUCAAGAUUAAGACAAAAAAAUUAGGCAGCCUAAGUUCAAUUGAAAUUGGCCAUGAUGGGAAAGGAUUUGCAAGUGGCUGGUUUCUAGAAAAAGUGGAAAUCACAGAUGCAGCUAGGAAUUCAAUCCAUUGCUUCAACUGUAACAGGUGGCUUUCUGAAGAUGAAAGUGAUGGCCUCACCGUAGUGCAACUUUAUCCACAGAUGCUUGAUUUCUGAUUCUUUCCGAGUGUGAUGCUUCCCCAAAUUCAUCCUGAUUUGAUUUACUUGUCUUUUAUAAUUCUGAAGGCAUUGUAAUUAUUGUGAAGAAAAGUCAAAACAAUGUAUUAAAAACAUCACAGUAAAUUAAAUAUGUCUAAUGUGAACACAGAAUUCUGAUCCUAUUAUAGAUCAAAACUUUGCAUGACAGAAAUUUAGAUAUCAGAAACUUGAAUCUGUAACACGGCUCUGUGGACUUGAACUGAGCAAUCAUAAUGGUAGACAUAUGUAGUAACAUACUCAAAUAUUCUUGUUUCAGUAAUGAUUUGUGGGUAAGCUAAAUUUAGCUCAUUUCAAAUCUGUCAGUAUGUGUUAAUUUGAUGAUUUUAUUUCAUUUUCAGCAUUUAUUAAAAUUUAGAUUUUCUCAAAAUCAUUUUCCAAACAAACUGUACCACCCUUCAGCCUUACUAUAUAUUGCUUCUCUUAAGACUAUAACAGAGAGUAAUAAAGAUCUUGUUAUUCAGAACUUCACCCUGUGUCGGUAAGCCUCUCACUGACAUUUGAUUGUAAAAUCUUGUAGCUGAGCCAGAACCUCAGCUGAGAACCUUUAGAUCCAAAGGGUCUCUUAAGAGAGGCUGUUAUCAGUAACACUGCAAUAGCUUAGGCAGGCUUAGGCAGCUCCCUGCUCAGCUUGAUGAUUUUUGCAGUGCCUCUCCUUAGCUAUCAAACCAGCUCUCUACUGCUACAUGUGUAAAUGCCUUUAUUUCAAACAAAAAAA
This is a messenger RNA of Sturnus vulgaris (Common starling), 7978 nucleotides long. RefSeq names its product RP1 axonemal microtubule associated (gene RP1). Lineage: Eukaryota; Metazoa; Chordata; Aves; Passeriformes; Sturnidae. The record is from RefSeq and is a predicted model, not a curated record. Gene Ontology annotation, biological process: intracellular signal transduction. Gene Ontology annotation, molecular function: protein binding.